Molecule: messenger RNA, 636 nt
Organism: Prorocentrum cordatum
Lineage: Eukaryota; Dinophyceae; Prorocentrales; Prorocentraceae
Source: the annotation of a GenBank genome assembly
AGUCGUUUUGGCUCAAGCGCGAGGGCGGAUCAGGCGAUUUUGCGUUUUUGGGGUCCGAUUUCGCGCACAUGCAGAUCACGAAAUUCUCCCGCGCGUUCGAUGCAGUGAUCUUCACCCUGUUCCUGCUGUUUCUGGCGGGCUUCAGCCUGUUCGGUCUGGGAGAGCUGCACAAGAUGGGGGUCGCAAACCUGGAGAGCUCUGGCAAGAAGAAAAAGAAGGCGUUCUCGUUCGCGAUGCUGGUGAACAAGAUGCUCCCCUUCCCAGACAACAAGUUCGAGUUUAACCUGACCCAUGUCUUGCUUUUUGGCAUGCUUAUCGCAGUGCUGAGCCUGAAUCACCAUCGUGCUCAGGACGAGGUCGAGCAGAAGCACGAGAAGCAGAAGAAAAAGGCGGAUGAGGCCGAGCAGAGGCAGAAGCGCGAGGCCGAGGCUGCACGACGAGAGAAGGAGGAGGCGAGUAAGGAGAAUGCUUCCAACACGGCUGAGGCGGCGACAGAGAAGCCCAAGCAGAAGGGCGCGAAGUAGGCCAGGUCUUAGCAUAUUAAGGCUCUGUCACCAGCGAGGCUUGAAACAAAAGAGGGAGGGCGUCGAGGGGUUGUGGUAGGGAUGUUGAGCUGCACGCGAGCAAUGAAGAGCG